AUGACAUCAUGCCGAGCACUCACUAAAAGCGACACCCCAUGCUCUCGCAAUGCUCUUAAAAUCGGAUACAGUGCUCAGCACGACAAGGAUGCUAAGAUUAGAAUGUACCGCAAGGAGCUAUCAAAGAUGCACGAGCGCGUUCGUCGAUAUUUGGAGAUCACUAACGAACUCAACGAUAAGCUCUCGAUCAUCCAAAAAGUUGAUUUCUACAAGUCUGAAUUGAUGAAGAUCGGAAGCCAUGAUAGACCAUACAGAGGAAUCAUAGAUAGCUCGUUCUACAAGGCCGAAAUUGAAGAUUUAUUUGGCAUGAAAGCUUCUGCUGCUCAUGAUGAGUAUGAUAGACUGCUUGCGUUACGGAAUCAAUUGGUC
Molecule: messenger RNA, 369 nt
Organism: Phytophthora sojae
Lineage: Eukaryota; Oomycota; Peronosporomycetes; Peronosporales; Peronosporaceae
Exons: 1
Source: RefSeq, a predicted model, not a curated record